CGCACCGCGGCGCUUUCGCCACUCAUAAGAGGCGGCGUUCGGGUGCACGGCGGAUAGCCAGUUCUUUCUGAGGGAGUUCGCCAUUGUUGGUGCACGUAUAUUUCAGACCAGGCCGUCAGCAAUCGGACAACAUCCAAGAUGGUGAACUUUACAGUAGACGAGAUUCGUACCAUGAUGGACAAAAAGAAGAAUAUCAGAAAUAUGUCCGUCAUUGCUCACGUCGAUCACGGAAAAUCAACUCUGACCGACUCCCUUGUAUCUAAGGCCGGCAUUAUCGCCGGCGCUAAGGCCGGUGAAACACGGUUUACCGAUACACGCAAAGAUGAGCAAGAGCGUUGUAUCACUAUUAAAUCUACCGCUAUUUCCAUGUUCUUUGAACUUGAAGAGAAAGAUUUAGUCUUUAUCACAAAUCCUGAUCAACGUGACAAAGAUGAAAAGGGCUUUUUAAUUAAUUUGAUUGAUUCACCUGGACACGUAGAUUUUUCAAGUGAGGUUACAGCUGCUCUUCGUGUCACUGAUGGAGCUCUCGUUGUCGUUGAUUGUGUAUCUGGUGUAUGUGUACAAACCGAAACUGUACUGCGCCAGGCGAUCGCAGAGCGUAUUAAACCUGUUUUAUUUAUGAACAAAAUGGACCGUGCAUUGCUAGAACUCCAGUUGGAUAGCGAAGAUCUCUAUCAAACUUUCCAACGUAUUGUUGAAAAUGUUAACGUUAUUAUUGCGACGUACUCUGAUGAUGAUGGUCCUAUGGGUGAAGUUAGAGUAGAUCCCAGCAAGGGUUCCGUAGGUUUUGGUUCCGGUCUCCAUGGUUGGGCAUUUACUCUAAAACAAUUCUCUGAGAUGUAUGCUGAGAAAUUCAAGAUCGAUGUAGUGAAACUUAUGAACAGACUGUGGGGCGAGUCUUUCUUUAAUCCCAAGACCAAGAAAUGGAGCAAACAGAAGGAGACCGAUAAUAAACGAUCCUUCUGUAUGUACGUUUUAGAUCCGAUUUAUAAGGUUUUCGAUAGUAUCAUGAAUUAUAAGAAAGAGGAGGCAGAUACUCUUUUGCAAAAAUUGGGAAUUGUGCUGAAACCCGAAGAUAAGGACAAGGAUGGUAAAGCUCUUUUAAAGGUUGUUAUGAGAACGUGGUUGCCUGCUGGAGAAGCUCUACUUCAGAUGAUUGCCAUUCACCUGCCAUCUCCUGUAACUGCUCAAAAAUAUCGUAUGGAGAUGCUGUACGAAGGACCACUUGAUGAUGAAGCUGCCAUUGGUAUCAAGAAUUGCGAUCCGAACGGACCUUUGAUGAUGUAUGUUUCGAAAAUGGUACCGACAUCGGAUAAAGGACGUUUCUACGCUUUUGGUCGAGUGUUUUCGGGAAAGGUGUGCACAGGCAUGAAGGCUCGUAUCAUGGGACCCAACUUCCAACCGGGCAAGAAAGAAGAUCUAUACGAGAAAGCUAUCCAACGUACCAUUCUAAUGAUGGGUCGUUACGUCGAAGCUAUCGAAGAUGUGCCUUCCGGUAAUAUUUGCGGUCUCGUCGGUGUUGAUCAAUUCUUGGUUAAGACUGGUACCAUCACGACGUUUAAGGAUGCACAUAAUAUGAAAGUUAUGAAAUUCUCGGUAUCGCCCGUCGUACGUGUUGCAGUAGAACCGAAGAAUCCUGCCGAUUUGCCAAAAUUGGUCGAAGGUCUCAAGCGUUUGGCCAAGUCCGAUCCUAUGGUGCAAUGUAUCAUUGAGGAAUCCGGCGAACAUAUCAUCGCUGGUGCCGGAGAAUUGCAUCUAGAAAUUUGUCUGAAAGAUCUUGAGGAAGAUCACGCGUGUAUUCCGAUUAAGAAGUCCGAUCCCGUCGUAUCGUAUAGAGAAACGAUAUCUGAACAGUCGAAUCAAAUGUGUCUUUCAAAAUCCCCGAACAAACACAAUCGGCUAUUCAUGAUGGCUUGUCCGAUGCCGGACGGUCUCGCUGAAGACAUUGACAGCGGCGAUGUUAACCCACGAGACGAUUUCAAAGUGCGCGCUCGUUAUUUGAGUGAGAAGUACGAUUAUGAUGUGACUGAAGCUAGAAAAAUCUGGUGUUUUGGACCUGAUGGCAGUGGACCCAAUAUAUUGGUUGAUUGCACCAAGGGUGUACAAUAUCUUAAUGAAAUUAAGGACUCGGUAGUAGCUGGAUUUCAAUGGGCCACGAAAGAGGGUGUUCUUUCGGAAGAGAAUUUAAGAGGUGUACGUUUCAAUAUUCACGAUGUAACGUUACACGCCGACGCAAUCCACAGAGGUGGUGGUCAAAUUAUCCCUACCACAAGACGUUGCCUUUAUGCCUGUCUUCUCACUGCCUCACCCCGAAUUAUGGAACCUGUUUACUUAUGUGAAAUUCAGUGUCCGGAAGUAGCAGUCGGCGGAAUCUACGGUGUAUUGAACCGUAGAAGAGGUCACGUGUUCGAGGAACAACAGGUGGCGGGUACUCCCAUGUUCGUAGUUAAAGCUUAUCUUCCUGUAAACGAAUCCUUCGGCUUCACCGCCGAUCUACGCUCCAACACCGGUGGUCAGGCUUUCCCACAGUGUGUGUUCGAUCACUGGCAAAUCCUGCCGGGCGAUCCGAUGGAACCCAGUUCUCGACCAUACCAAGUUGUGCAAGAUACACGUAAGAGAAAGGGAUUGAAGGAGGGUCUCCCAGACUUGAACGCGUACCUCGACAAAUUGUAACCUCAAAUCUGCGCGCACCAUAUUUAAAUAUCUAUUUAAAAAUUGUAAUUCGAUUAAUAAAUCGCUGGAGCUGCUGUAUACAAUUAUAA
Cataglyphis hispanica is the source of this 2762-nucleotide messenger RNA. It is a transcript of the gene eEF2, whose product is annotated as translation elongation factor 2. Gene Ontology annotation, molecular function: ribosome binding; GTPase activity; GTP binding. Gene Ontology annotation, biological process: translational elongation. The transcript is spliced from 14 exons. Gene Ontology annotation, cellular component: ribonucleoprotein complex; cytosol. The coding region runs from base 139 to 2673 and encodes 844 amino acids. Lineage: Eukaryota; Metazoa; Arthropoda; Insecta; Hymenoptera; Formicidae. The record is from RefSeq and is a predicted model, not a curated record.